Molecule: messenger RNA, 1221 nt
Organism: Colletotrichum navitas
Lineage: Eukaryota; Fungi; Ascomycota; Sordariomycetes; Glomerellales; Glomerellaceae
Product: methyltransferase domain-containing protein
Exons: 1
Coding region: 196-894 (232 amino acids)
Source: RefSeq, a predicted model, not a curated record
CGGCAUUCGAAUAAUCAGAGUCAUCCGGCGGCGCAGUCGACGUAUUUAUAUCGUAAUUACUGGCCGCUUCUUGCGGAAUUCCUUUCAAUUCCUUUCUCCUCUAUCGUCAAGCUGCCAAAAGUACAUGCUACGUAUGCUGGGAAUACACACAGAUUUAGACACAACGUGGGAUUUAAAAUAAAACAAAAGCACACAAUGACCACUGCCCCAGAGGACAACCAGGCCCUCCUCGUCUCGGAGGACCUCAAGCUGCGUCUCAAGGAUUCAUACGACAUCAUCGCCCCGACCUACAAUGACUGGACCAUCCAGCAGUCGGGCUUCCGCAUUGAAUACCUUGAGAAGCUGCUGGAGAAGCUCCUCACCUUGAAGCCUCUGUCCGGCCAGAUGUCGCUCGUCCUCGAGCUGGGAUGUGGCUGCGGCCUCCCCGUCACCGACAGGCUGCUGACGACCCCGGAUGUUUUCGUCACUGCCAACGACCUGUCAACCACCCAGAUCAAGCUGGCCAAGGAGAGCCUCGCCAAGCACGGCACCGACCGCGUUACCUUUGUCGAGGGUGACAUGAUGGGUCUUGAAUUCUCCGAGGGCUCCUUCGACGCCAUCGUCGGCAUGUACAGUAUCAUCCACCUGCCCCGCGACGAACAGACUGAGAUGAUUCGCCGCAUCGCAAAGUGGCUAAAGCCCGGCGGCCUGAUGCUCGUCAACUUUUCCGCCGAGGAUAUGCCCGAGGCUAUCAUGGACAAUUGGCUCCAUGACAAGGGCUGGAUGUACUGGAGCGGCUGGGGCACCGAGGGUACCCUGGCCCGCAUCAAGGAGGCAGGCCUGGAAAUCAUCUUACAAGACGAGAUCAAUGAUCUUGUGGACGCCAAGUUCCUAUGGGUUCUGGCCAAGAAAUAGACAUCGAACAGACAGCAACUUCCUCGACGUCAAAAAAUUUCUGUUCGGCAGAAGCUCUUUGAAUCAGACAUGGCGGGCAUUGGUUUGACAGACUUGAUAGCGACGGAGCGGGAACAAACUUAUGUUCAGGUACAAGGGGUACUUAGGUACCUAGGUCGUGUGAUUACGUUAGGUAGCAAACGGGGGUGGGGAUUACCCAUAGUCAAUUAUCAUGUACCUGGCUCAAUGCCAGUCACAAUCAUGGAUGUGACCACACAGUGGUCCUUAACUCAUUUUGACAGAAUGCCGUACGAAUAUACAAAGUCUGCCAUAGUAAGAGUUACGCCG